Daldinia caldariorum is the source of this 1298-nucleotide messenger RNA. RefSeq lists its product as uncharacterized. The record is from RefSeq and is a predicted model, not a curated record. NCBI's taxonomy places the organism in Eukaryota, Fungi, Ascomycota, Sordariomycetes, Xylariales, Hypoxylaceae. The transcript is spliced from 5 exons. The coding region runs from base 175 to 882 and encodes 235 amino acids.
CAGUCAAUCAGUCAGUCAAUCAGUCAGUCAAUCAGUACCCAACCCAACCAUAGUACCCCCAAAUCAUCUCUUCCAUCUAUUAUAGCCACAUAUCUCGUCUGGUCUUAUUUACAUCACCAUUGCUAGAUAUUAGCGUCACGUCUCUAAGCCUCUCACCCCCUGAAAUAAGCAAAGAUGGCCAUGACCCGCUGGGGCCUGCGUCUGUUUGAGGGAAGUCGAGAUCUUGAUCUUGCAUUGAGCAUUGAUAAAACUUUUGUCACCGACGAAAACCCCAACGGUCUAGGUCUGUUCCACUUGGUCAAUCAGCAUGACCUGAAUGCUCCUCUAGUAGCACUUCUGCACUACCAGACCGCCGAGCAUCAAGAGGCAAUUGCUAAGUACGUCGUCGAGAUACGUACGAAGCUGGACACAGGUCUGGGGAAGAGAUUGAUUAACUACUGGCGUGCAAAAGAAUCCGAAUAUAACGGCAAAUACCGCGUCAUCAUUGUCGGCGCCUUGUUGAUGCGCACUGGCGCCAAGAUUCAGGAAUCGGACAUGCAGCACCUCCGCGAACUGGUCCCACAGGUCAGCUGUAACUAUAUAACAUCGUCAGUCCCAGAAUCUGAUCGAGGCUUCCGCGAGCCGGGCCGAGCCCAAUUCCUUGCCGCCCUUGAAAAUUAUAAGCCUGGAGAGCCUCGAAACUUCGAAGAGCCGAGCUGCUGGCAGUGCGGUAAAGUCCAAGCAGAUAUCGGAAAGGCGUUAAGGAGCUGCGGCCGAUGCAAACAUCCAUGGUACUGCGACAAGGAGUGCCAAAAGGCUCAUUGGAAAAUCCACAAGCCCGCAUGCCAGGCUCAUCCAAAAAUUCAAACCCUGGUGGAGGAAAUCUUCGGCGCAUCGGCUUAGACCACUCGUCAAUUGGCUACGGGUAGGAGUGUUACGAUUGAGACUGUAACAUGGGCGGUUUAAUAUUAGGCUAGGUACCUACACCUAAGUUAACUUCCCCAAGAAACAAAGUGGUUGCUAGAUAAGGAGGUAGUCAAUUGAUCUGAGGAAUUGAUCUGAGUCUCAUCUCGAUUCCUUCAUAUUAAGCAUGAAUAUAAGCAUGAAGGUAAGUAUGAAGGUGGUAGAAGGGUAUACGCCUUUCAACGGGCGAACUGCUCUUGUUGAUGACGUGACUUGCUCUAUUAACCUAAAGUACCUAACCUCUUCUAUAUACAGGCAUAUGUCAUAGGUACUGAAGAUAGAGUAAUUUGAUGUUGCAUUCGGAAACGGUUUCUAGUAGAGGGCCUAGCCCAGCAAAACUCAGUAAUAUUCGCAGC